GCUUACAAAGGUAUAUAUAAGACGAAACCCUAAAAUCUAUAGAGCCUCCCAACGACGGGCCUUUGUUCCGCUCCAUCGAAAUCGGCCUUUCAUACUAGGGAUUUGAAUCAUAACUAAACAGCAGCUGCUGCUGCUCCCUGCUGGGUACAGAGAGCUCAUCAGCUAUAAAUGGAGGAGCACACCUCACCUGUUCUUCCACAGCUGCAUCGGCAACUUGGAAUUGCGCACAAGUGCACAAGACUGCAAGAUUUUCCCUGGGUUCUUUGAAAGUGUUUGUGGUGUCAAGAAUGGCGAACGUGAGUGUUCCGAAGCCGGCGAAGCGCCUGUCGCGCAAGAGGAGCUUCAGGCUCGGCCUGCCGCUGCUCUGCGGGCAGUCCGACGUGGCGAGCCCAGGCGGCGGUGGCGGCGGCGGCGGCGGUGCCCGUUCGUCGUCGGGGAGAAGGCAGGGCGAGCUGCACAGAAUCUUCCAGCAUUUCGACAGGGACAACGACGGCAAGAUCUCCGGCGCCGAGCUGAGCGCGUUCUUCGCGUCCAUGGGCGACGAAAUGCCUGUGCCGUCGUCGGGCCGCGGCGGCGGCGGCGGCGGCGGCUACAUGCUCGACUUCGCCGGCUUCGUGGCGCUGAUGGAGAGAGGAGGGGGCAGCGAAGAAGAGGACCUGAGGGGCGCGUUCGAGGUGUUCAAUGCCGUCGAGUCCGCCGGGAGGAUCACGGCCAGGGGCCUGCAGAGGGUGCUCGCCCAGCUCGGCGACGAGCGGUCGGUCGCCGACUGCGAGGCCAUGAUUAGGGCCUACGACGUCGACGGCGACGGCGGCCUCGACUUCCAUGAGUUCCAGAGGAUGAUGAGUUAGCAAAAGGCCUGAGCUUGGAGCUGCUACAGUGAGAAAUUGUAGGUUGUUGAUAAGUCUGCAUCCAGAUGACACAUUGCAGAUUUGCCAGGGCAGAAGAGUUCUUCAGAAUUCUUGCUUGCCUGAAGCAACUUUGCUGUCUCAUCUUGAGUUGUUUGGUGUGUCACACACUUGAUCCAGUGUAUCAGUUAAGUUACAGUUGAUUUCCUUCUUUCAGAAAAAGAUUACAGUU
This is a messenger RNA of Oryza brachyantha (malo sina), 1077 nucleotides long. Its product is annotated as probable calcium-binding protein CML41. Bases 288 to 848 code for a protein of 186 amino acids. The record is from RefSeq and is a predicted model, not a curated record. Gene Ontology annotation, molecular function: calcium ion binding; enzyme regulator activity. The transcript has a single exon. Lineage: Eukaryota; Viridiplantae; Streptophyta; Magnoliopsida; Poales; Poaceae.